AUGAAAGUAUCUCCCAAACAUCUCCGAAAGCUUACUCUCAACGAAGCUCAACUUAAUAUCUACUGGUACGAUUGGAAGAAGAGACGAAGUUUUGCAUACUGCUCUCCACAGUGUUCACCGUCUUUCUGGUUGGCAUGCAACGUUUCCGGUGCAGCGUGGGCCGUUGUUGGUGUAAUGACGUUAGAAAGACUGGAAAGUUGGUAG
Molecule: messenger RNA, 204 nt
Organism: Brugia pahangi
Lineage: Eukaryota; Metazoa; Nematoda; Chromadorea; Rhabditida; Onchocercidae
Source: the annotation of a GenBank genome assembly